Aspergillus clavatus NRRL 1 is the source of this 765-nucleotide messenger RNA. RefSeq names its product GIG1 family protein. The transcript is spliced from 2 exons. Gene Ontology annotation, cellular component: cytoplasm. Bases 1 to 765 code for a protein of 254 amino acids. Gene Ontology annotation, biological process: N-acetylglucosamine metabolic process. The record is from RefSeq and is a predicted model, not a curated record. NCBI's taxonomy places the organism in Eukaryota, Fungi, Ascomycota, Eurotiomycetes, Eurotiales, Aspergillaceae.
AUGGCCUCAACUCCCGAGCCCCCCGCCUUCAACCUCACAGAGACCGAUCUCGAGAUCUUAGCCAUGACUGACGAUCAAUUCAUCCUCCAUGACUGGGAGAAUCUGAAAGACAUCAUCGGUAUGGAGGUCCAGAAACCAAAGAACCGCAUCAUUGAUGGCCAUCCCUCCGCACAAACAGCACGAAAUGAUCUCGGCGCUCUGAAGCGGAAACCCUCCGAUCUAGCCCGAUACCUCUCCUGGUCCCGCGACACCAAAGCCCAAUACGGCUCCAUCACAAACUUCAUCUGCAAACGUCGUCUGGGCUGGCAUCUGCCGGAACCCACUGGUACCAGUGCCAGUGCCAGUACGGGCGCUGGGGUCGCAGACAGCGAGCCGGUCUUCCCCUUCAACAACCCGAUCCCCUUUGCCGAUCCCUCGGACUACAAGAUCCUCCGCAACGACUGGCCCUACGGUGUGGCGCCGGGUAUUGCGCACCUCUGUGUGUGGCUACGCACUCCUGUGCCCGUCCAGGAACACGGUGGCGAUCUCACUGAUGAAUCUCGCGCGCUGAUCGAGGGGUUUGUGCGGGAGACGUUUGUGGAGCGUCUGGCGAAGGAGGAGGGCAGGUAUUCGAGGCCGGAGGACCAUGUUCUGUGGUUUAAGAAUUGGACGGCUUUGCAGAGUGUCCGCAGUCUCGAGCAUAUCCAUGUCCUUAUCAGGGAUGUGCCAGAGAGCAUCCUGUACGAGUGGACACAGGAGUGGCCUGCCGAUGGGGUCCCCAACUAG